This is a messenger RNA of Abrus precatorius (Indian licorice), 729 nucleotides long. Its product is annotated as peroxygenase-like. Gene Ontology annotation, molecular function: monooxygenase activity; calcium ion binding. The transcript has 6 exons. Lineage: Eukaryota; Viridiplantae; Streptophyta; Magnoliopsida; Fabales; Fabaceae. The coding region runs from base 1 to 729 and encodes 242 amino acids. The record is from RefSeq and is a predicted model, not a curated record.
AUGUCAAAUAUGACUGUAGAGAAGGAGAGGGAGGCUUUGAUAACUGAGGCUCAUAAUCCACCCGUUACUGCUCAGAGAAGGGUCAGAAAUGACUUGGAAAAAUUUAUUCCCAAGCCCUACAUGCCUAGAGCAUUGGAAGCUCCUGAUACAAUCCACCCCCAUGGAACACCAGGUCACAGGCACUGCAACUUGUCUGUUCUUCAGCAGCAUUGUGCUUUUUUUGAUCAAGAUGACAAUGGAAUUGUUUACCCAUGGGAAACUUAUAUGGGGCUGCGUGCUAUUGGAUUUAAUGUUAUUGCAUCUGUUAUUAUGGCCAUUGGUAUCAAUGUUGCAUUGAGUUAUCCCACUCAGCCUAAUUGGUUCCCUUCUUUCCUUUUUCCUAUCUACAUAAACAACGUACACAAAAUAAAGCAUGGAAGUGACUCUGGAGUUUAUGACACAGAAGGACGUUAUGUGCCAUCAAAUCUUGAGAACAUUUUUAGCAAGUAUGCUCGUACAGUCCCUGACAAACUCACACUUGGAGAGCUGUGGGACAUGACUGAGGGAAACCGAAAUGCAUUUGAUCCAUUUGGCUGGGUCGCAGGUAAACUUGAAUGGGGGGUUCUGUACAUUCUGGCUAGGGAUGAGGAAGGUUUCUUAUCUAAAGAAGCUGUUAGAAGAUGCUAUGAUGGGAGCUUAUUUGAAUACUGUGCUAAAAUGCAUGCUAGUAGUGAUGCCAAGAUGGGUUGA